AGGAUCUAGCCUUUCUUGCUUCAGAGAUUAUUAAUAUGUUUUGGGUAAAAAAAGAAUUUGUAGCUCUAUCCAAAUUUCAUCUGUUGACUCAGAGAGAGAGGGAGAGUGUGUGUUUUGUCACGAUCAUUGGGUGCACGUGGAAGCCCAGAAGGAUGGCUCUUUCUGAGGUUCAUAAAGAUAGAGGAGAGUUGAGGAUUCAUGAAUGUUUGGAUGAGCUUGGCACUGAUUUGGCAGACUAUAUUGCAGAACUAUCUGAGGCAUCUGUGAAAGAGAGGGGUGUUUUUGCCAUUGCCUUAUCUGGUGGUUCUCUAAUUGGCUUAAUGGGGAAACUUUGCGAAGCUCCAUAUAACAAGACAGUGGACUGGGCUAAGUGGUACAUUUUUUGGGCGGAUGAGCGUGUUGUGGCAAAAAACCAUACUGAUAGCAAUUAUAAGCUGGCAAAGGAAGGCAUUUUAUCCAAGGUGCCUAUUGUACCCAGUCAUGUGCAUUCUAUAAAUGAUUCAGUAUCGGCAGAGGAGGCUGCAAAUGAGUAUGAGUUUGUUAUUCGACAGUUAGUGAAAACACGAACUAUCAAUGUUUCUGAUAUUAGCGACUGUCCCAAGUUUGACCUCAUCCUUCUUGGAAUGGGCCCUGAUGGUCAUGUUGCUUCAUUGUUUCCUAACCACUCUGUGCUUGAUGCGAACGAUGAAUGGGUAACUUAUAUUACUGAUUCCCCGAAGCCCCCACCUGAGAGAAUCACAUUUACUUUGCCUGUCAUCAAUUCUGCAUCAAAUGUGGCAGUGAUUGUGGCAGGUGAGAGCAAAGCAGAGGCGGUACACUUGGCAAUUGAUGAUGUGGGACCUGAUUGCCCAACACUUCCUGCUCGAAUGGUUCACCCAACAAAAGGGAAGUUGGUCUGGUUUUUGGACAAGCCAGCUGCCUCAAAACUUGAUGGUUCUCAAUUUUCUGAAUAGGGUCAACAUCUCACUGCCAAUGUGUAUGUUUGUAUGUAGCAGAGGGACUCGGACACCCACGAAUCCUUUUCUAUUCCACCGUUCCUACUUUUUUCUCCCUUUCGUUUUGGGUUAAAAUCUCCAAAAAUCUCCAUUUUGGCUUUUUGAUCCUCUCUUCUCUGAGGAGUUGGAGAAGUGUGAUUAUCCUUUUUGUACGAAGAAUAAAGUUGGGGGCCUCAAUGCAAAAGCCUUUUUCUGGUUUUGGUUUCCUUAGGAUUGCUUUGAAGGUGGGAUGGAUAGUAGUCUAAUGGAGCAGCAGCCCAUUGGAAUGCGGAAAGAGGCAUUUUUCUUUGUUCUGUAGUGAGAUGAAAGUUUCACGGUAUGCAGGGAAACAGCUUCAUACAAUUCCUUUUUAUCAGAAUAUACAAAAAGUUUCAAACAGUUCUUUUUAUCAGAAUGUAAUAUCAUGCUGAUGCUGCAGCCUCAUUCAAGACA
Molecule: messenger RNA, 1427 nt
Organism: Ricinus communis (castor bean)
Lineage: Eukaryota; Viridiplantae; Streptophyta; Magnoliopsida; Malpighiales; Euphorbiaceae
Product: probable 6-phosphogluconolactonase 1
Exons: 4
Coding region: 36-953 (305 amino acids)
Biological process (GO): carbohydrate metabolic process; pentose-phosphate shunt
Molecular function (GO): 6-phosphogluconolactonase activity
Source: RefSeq, a predicted model, not a curated record